Molecule: messenger RNA, 2838 nt
Organism: Penicillium roqueforti
Lineage: Eukaryota; Fungi; Ascomycota; Eurotiomycetes; Eurotiales; Aspergillaceae
Product: putative raffinose synthase protein Sip1
Exons: 2
Coding region: 1-2838 (945 amino acids)
Source: RefSeq, a predicted model, not a curated record
AUGGAGGUCAUUAAUAGAGAUACCUCAACCCUCCCAAUCCAGGGCCCUAGCCAAAGUGCACGACAGCUACAAGCAUCAUUUGUUUAUCCGGCUCAAAUGGCCAUGUUUGCACGUGUCACAUCCUAUCCUCCGCUGGGACAAAUCACUUGUCUCCAAACGGCGAAGAAGGCAUCGCGAUUGGAAGAAGAUGCGCUACGUUUCACGGUCACUAUCGAGUCCAGCGGCUCAUUCCCCGAACAAUCAUGGGAAGCACAGAUCUGGCAUAACAUCACUGGCCCCGAAUGGGAACAUCUGCCAUUGCAAAGAUGUAACACAGAUCAUGCUGAUCUUUUGUCCGGAAACGAUGAAGAGUACAACUAUCAUCGCUAUGUAUUCUCAGAAGAGAUAAUCCUACCAGCCCCAGGAGGUCAUGCACAGUUCACAGUCCGGUUCCGAACCAGCCCAGACACAGAAUGGCAGUGGGCUAAUCAAAGACACCCGGUGGGCGACGGUGAAAUUCUAUAUAGUGCACGCUACUCUGAUCUUGACAACGCUGUGUCCACUGGUGUCGCUGCACGAGCUCCCAAAGAGCAACUAGAAAAGUACAUCGAUAAUCUUCAUGGUGACUUGCGGAUUGAGUCUCGACCCAGUGAAGCUCCUGGAUCGAUCCUCUGGGCUCUUUCUGGAGAUACAGAUGCUGUUCGAAAUGGAUCUUCAACCAUCAAACAACUUGCACUUGGGACCGCUUCGUCGGUGGUGAGGUACUUCUCACUAGUACGUGUGGGGAGCGCAUGGCUUGGCCCUAGACAUGGCAAAGAUAAAUUUCGACUUACUGAAGAUGCGAUAUUUUGCUCUUUCCUGCGUGAUGAUGGCGUGAAUCUUGUUCUACUGGCCGUUUCUGGAGUCAACGAUGUUUUGACCGUGUUUCAGUCAGGUGGGAACGGUGAAGUCGUGAUCUCCGCAAAAAGUGACGAUUUAGAAGCAUCUGAAUUCCAUGUGCUUGUUAGCGCAGCGGAAAACUUUGAAGUUGCCAUGUCUGCAGUGGUUUAUGAGGCACGGAAAGUCGUCAGGCCAUUUGCUGAUACGAGUAAUCUGGAUUUGGACGAUUCGGUCCCACUAUCUCCCCCUGGUGAUGAUAUGGUCAUUGUUGAGAAAGACCCGAGUGCACAGUGGCUUUCUGAGUGGUUCGACGGUCUCACAUAUUGUACCUGGAAUGGGCUUGGACAGGACCUCACCGAAGAGAAGAUCUUGCAUGCCUUAGACUCGUUGAAGGCGAAUGGGAUCAACAUCGUCAAUCUUAUUAUCGAUGAUGGCUGGCAGACAACCGACAAUGAAGGGCAGUCUCAGUUCAAGCAAGGCUGGAAGCAGUUCGAAGCACACCCGAAAGGAUUUCCGGAAGGAUUGAAGCAUACUGUGGGAGCUAUUCGUCGAUCACAUCCCGAUAUCGACCAUAUCGCGGUCUGGCAUGCCUUGCUGGGUUAUUGGGGAGGUAUCUCACCAGAUGGGGAUCUAGCCCAAAAAUUCAAAACAAAGCAAGUGAAGAUCAAAGACGCAGCUGCCAAUGGGUCAUUCACGGAGAGCCCUCUAGAUGGCACAAUCGUUGCCAUUGAUCCCGAUGAUAUCAACCGAUUCUACGAUGAGUUCUAUGACUACCUUACGUCUGUUGGUAUAGACUCGGUCAAGACAGAUGCACAAUUCUUCCUUGACCUCCUUGAUGACCCAGCGGACCGCCGAAGAUUCUUGACUUCUUAUCAAGAUGCAUGGUCUAUCGCAUCACUUAAGCACUUGAGCACUCGGUCAAUCUCAUGCGGGUCAAUGACCCCUCAAAUAAUCUUCCAUUCACAAAUGCCCACCAACAAGCCCACUAUUCCAUUGCGAAACUCCGACGACUUCUUUCCAGAUGUUGUUGCCUCUCACCCAUGGCAUGUGUUUUGUAAUGCUCAUAAUGCAUUACUCACCCGAUAUUUGAACGUAUUGCCGGAUUGGGAUAUGUUCCAAACAAGUCACCUAUACGCGUCAUUCCACGCUGCAGCUCGAUGUGUAUCCGGAGGGCCAAUUUAUAUCACCGAUGAGCCGGGUAAACAUGACCUGGCCCUACUCAAUCAGAUAACUGCACCUACUGUCAAAGGAAUCACGGUGAUCUUGCGUCCUAGUGUCAUUGGACGCACGAUAGACAUAUACAACGACUACGACGAAGGACGUGUUCUGCGCGUUGGAAGCUAUACCGGCUGGGCCAAGACUGGAAGUGGAAUCUUAGGCGUUUUCAAUAUUCAAUCUGCCGAGGCCUCGAUCAUAGUCCCAUUGAUGGAUUUCCCAGGAAUUCACGAGGACUCCGAAGGCCAGUAUAUUGUGCGUGCACACAGCAGCGGUAGGAUAUCGCAUCGCAUGCGGCCGUUGAGCCGGGAAUCUCUGGUAUCAGUUGUUCUGGGGCCAAAGGGCUGGGAGAUCCUCACUGCUUACCCGACUCAGUCGUUCAUGCUGACGGGCAGCCAUGACGGCAACUCUUCUGGUGACCGUCUGACACACGUGGCUGUGCUCGGUCUUUUGGGAAAGAUGACUGGUGUAGCGGCUAUAGUGACUUCAGAUAUAUCUGUUGUUGAGAAUGGUCGUUUACGAGUUGACAUCAGCUUAAAAGCGCUGGGCACUCUGGGGAUCUAUUUCUCGGAUCUUCAAGACAGGAGCAUUGCACGAAACUUCAUGGUCAUGAUUUUGGGACGACCAGUUCCACAGAAUACGGUAUGGAAACAAGGUGGAGAGAAUGCUAAUGUCCUGGCAAUCGAUAUAUUGGCGGCAUGGAAAUCGAUGAAAUUGGACAGUGGAUGGAGUAACGAGGCAUUCGUGCAGGUUUUUGUGAGUUGA